AUGGCCGGUGCAUGUCUUCCACUGGAGGCUAACAGCAACAUAUAUACACCAUAUAUAUAUACAUAUAUAUGUAUAUUUGCUCAUACGUUAGAAGCUACGCUACAGUUGAUAUUAAUAACACUCAGCAAAGCAUGUGUUUUACUAACACAUACGUCAACGUAAGUCCUACCGGUGAAUUGCUUCACCUGACUGAUGCUUAGGAAUGCACACCACUAAUAAUGUCAAUAAAUAUAUAUAAAUAUAUAUAUACGCGGAGAUGAUAAGCAAUUGGAAUCGGAUAAGGUGAACGGCUGUGUGUGUGUGUGUCCACCGGUCCAUUGGACGAACUGUCCCCGCUGUUGGUAGUCACAUAGGCCAAGGCUGUUACGUAACAAGAAGCCUACGCUGUUUGAAUGCGGUCCCGCACACACGGCCUGUGCGUGGUCCUCUCUCCUCUUCAUUUCACACCAUCCGCAUUUUAUCAUUAAAACCUAAGUGUAUUCUUAAUUUCCCCGGAUUAUUAUAACACACGGAUAUUUUUUUUAAAGUAUUGAUAAAUGACUUUGUUUUUGCUGGGGGUUUUAAGCGCCAGUGUUAGGGGCUGUCCGGUUAAAAUGGCCCCUGUAGGAAUAGUCACACACACACACACAUACACACACCCUCCCUUCUCUUCCACGACAUACACGGAACCGCAACAGCAGCAGCAGCACCGGUAACACAGCAAGUGGGACCACGCUGGUCGACCUUGUACAGGAGAGAAGAGGGACGAAGCCGGUGAAGUGAGCCAGCGAAACCUACGGAGACAGGCCUGACAGCAGAGACCGGUCCUUUCAAGACCUUUACACUUUGACCCCUGAUUCUGGCGCAGACAUCUGGAGCUUUGUGGUAAACAGUUUAACUCCGACCAAUCACCCACGGCGUGCGGCCCUAAGGUGCGGCUAUACCAGAAACCCCUCGCUUCUUCAACACUGUGUCCAGGGAGAUAAAUGAGUGAGCCGGCUUCAAGGGAAAGGGCGGGGACAUGUACCAGAACCCCAACAGAAUGUCCUGGUUCAGUGGUUUCCUAGUUGCCAGAGUGGAUGACCGAAAGACUGCGUGGGGGGAGCGCAAUGGCAAAAAGUCCAAACGGAGGGGAGGCUCAUCUCUGUGUAACCCACGUUACAUGAGCUGUCUGCGGGACCCAGAUGCUAUGGAGCCCCCCUCUGGAGCCCCCCUCCAUCAUCAGCACCACCGUGGAGGGGUGCCAGGCGCCAUGGGAAGCGGAAGCAACUUUGGCGCUCGUUGCGGAUGGCAAGAGGACCACUACGGCAAAAGGGGCGGGCCUCACUGCCACCGGGAAGGCGUGGGGCUGAAAUCCGUGGACUUGGACUUUGAGGAUGGCGAAUUGAAAGCCAGGAAAGGUGGCUGUAACGGUGGAAGUGGCGGCGACACGGGAGACGACAGCGCCAAUGGCGCCGGUGUGGUGACGGCUGCCGACUGCUGGCUCAGGGUGGUGCGGGUAUUCCAAUCGAAAAAGUUCCAGUCCCGCAAACUGGAGCGCCUAUACCAGCGGUACUUCUUCAGGCUCAACCAGAGCUCUUUGACCAUGCUGAUGGGGGUGCUUGUGAUUGUGUGCGGCAUCAUGCUGACCUUCCACUGUGUCCACGCCCCCCCUCAUGUGGCCUACUCGUCCACCUUGUCGGUGGCGAUGGCGCUCUUCAUGGCUCUUAUGGUGGUGUGCAACCGCAACGGCUUCCAUCAGGACUACAUGUGGAUGGUCAGCUACUUGGUCAUUGGUGUCUUGCUGUCAGUCCAAGUUUUCGGGGUGCUCAUGGUGGCACCCCGGAGCGCUUCGGAGGGCAUCUGGUGGUCCGUGUUUUUCAUAUACAUCAUCUACACCCUCCUACCUGUGAGGAUGAGAGCGGCGGUGUUAAGCGGAGCCGUGUUGUCCAUUAUACACGUGGUCACCACCUGGCAACUCAACCAGGAGGACAAGUUCUUUUGGAAACAGGUGAGUGCAAAUGUCCUUAUUUUCCUGUGCACCAACAUCAUUGGAAUCUGCACCCACUACCCUGCUGAGGUUUCUCAGAGACAAGCCUUCCAGGAGACCAGAGGAUACAUCCAAGCCAGACUACAUCUGCAGAGGGAGAAUCAGCAACAGGAACGUCUGUUGCUCUCCGUGUUGCCAAGGCAUGUUGCCAUGGAGAUGAAGGCUGACAUCAAUGCCAAAAAAGAAGACAUGAUGUUCCAUAAGAUCUAUAUCCAGAAACAUGACAAUGUCAGUAUUCUGUUUGCCGACAUUGAGGGUUUUACCAGUUUGGCUUCCCAGUGCACGGCUCAGGAACUGGUCAUGACCCUCAACGAACUCUUUGCCCGUUUUGACAAGCUGGCCUCGGAGAACCACUGUCUACGUAUAAAAAUUUUGGGUGAUUGUUACUACUGUGUGUCUGGGCUACCCGAACCCCGAGCCGACCACGCCCACUGCUGUGUGGAGAUGGGUGUGGACAUGAUCGAGGCCAUCUCGUUGGUUCGUGAGGUGACGGGUGUCAAUGUGAACAUGCGCGUUGGCAUACAUAGCGGCCGUGUGCACUGCGGCGUCCUAGGACUCAGGAAGUGGCAAUUUGAUGUGUGGUCGAAUGAUGUGACACUGGCCAAUCACAUGGAGGCGGGAGGCAAAGCAGGGCGGAUCCACAUCACUAAGGCCACGCUGCAGUAUCUCAAUGGUGACUAUGAAGUGGAGCCAGGCUUUGGAGGGGAAAGGAACGCUUAUCUGAAGGAGAACAGCAUUGAGACCUUCUUGGUCCUCGGCUGUAGUCAAAAGCGGAAGGAAGAAAAGGCGAUGAUGGCUAAGAUGCAGCGGACGAGAGCCAACUCCAACGAGGGACUGAUGCCACGCUGGGUCCCUGAUAGAACUUUUUCCAGGACCAAAGACUCCAAAGUCUUCAGACAAAUGGGCAUUGAUGAAACCUCAAGUAAAGACAACCGGGGUGUCCAGGAGACCAUGAACCCGGAGGAUGAGGUGGAUGAAUUCCUAGGACGAGCCAUUGAUGCUCGCAGCAUCGACCAACUAAGAAAAGACCACGUUAAAAAGUUCCUGCUCACCUUCCAGACUUCUAGUUUAGAGAAGAAGUAUUCCAAGAAGGUGGAUGAUCGUUUUGGAGGCUAUGUUGCUUGCACUCUACUAGUGUUCUGCUUCAUAUCUUUCAUACAAAUUGUCAUCUUUCCACACACUCCAGUCAUGCUGGGAAUCUACAUCAGUAUCUUCAUCAUCCUGGCCAACAUCCUUUUCAUUUGUGCCAUAUACUCUUGCAUCAAGCUCUUCCCGGCUGCAAUGCAGACUGUAUCAAAAAAGAUUGUCCAGUCUCGCACCAACAGCACUCUGGUUGGAGUGUUCACCAUUAUCCUCGUCUUCAUCUCUGCCUUUGUCAACAUGUUUGCCUGUGACACCAAGAGUUUAGCGGAGUGCGUCGCAGAGAAAUCAAACACCUCCGCCACCACGGUGACACCAUGCUUGAUCCGCAGCUUGAAUGUGUCCGUCGAUGGGGGUCUCGAGAUCUGUCCCAGCCAGGGCCCCUCUUGCCCAUUUCCUGAGUACUUCAGCUACAGCGUGCUGCUGACACUGCUGGCCUGCUCAGUGUUCCUGCAGAUCAGCAGCAUCGGGAAGUUGGCCCUGAUGCUGCUCAUUCAGUUCACCUUCCUGCUACUGGUGGAGUGGCCACAAGUGGCACUAUUUGACAAUGCAGAUCUCUUUGUCACCUCUAAUGCCAUUGAUCUAAACGAAACGAGUAAUCAGUGGUCCAGUUUCAAUGAAACUACAAGCUAUUGCCCUUUUGUUGUGACCAAAGUAUCCCUGAGGGUCAUGACCCCGGUAAUCCUCACAGUCUUUGUCCUGGCACUGUACCUGCACGCCCAGCAGGUUGAAUCGACUGCACGCCUUGACUUCCUGUGGAAAUUACAGGCCACUGAAGAAAAGGAGGAGAUGGAGGAACUACAAGCCUACAAUCGCCGCCUCCUCCAUAAUAUUCUGCCUAAAGACGUAGCUGCUCACUUUUUGGCACGUGAGCGACGUAACGACGAGCUCUACUACCAGUCCUGUGAGUGCGUGGCGGUCAUGUUUGCCUCCAUCAGCAACUUCUCCGAGUUUUACGUGGAACUGGAGGCCAACAACGAGGGGGUAGAGUGUCUGCGGCUGCUCAAUGAGAUUAUCGCUGAUUUUGAUGAGAUCAUCAGCGAGGAGAAGUACAGGCAGCUGGAGAAGAUCAAGACCAUUGGCUCCACCUACAUGGCUGCCUCGGGCCUUAAUGACUCCACCUAUGACAAGGAGGGACGCACCCACAUUACUGCACUGGCCGACUAUGCCAUGAGACUGAGAGAGCAGAUGAAAUACAUCAAUGAGCAUUCCUUCAAUAAUUUCCAAAUGAAAAUAGGUUUGAACAUUGGACCAGUGGUAGCAGGGGUCAUCGGGGCACGGAAGCCUCAAUAUGACAUUUGGGGGAACACAGUUAAUGUUGCCAGUCGCAUGGACAGCACAGGUGUACCAGACCGCAUACAGGUGACGACGGACCUCCACCAGGUACUGUCAAGCAAAGGGUAUGUGUUGGAGUGUCGCGGGGUUGUUAAGGUCAAAGGUAAAGGCGAAAUGACAACCUACUUCCUGAAUGACGGGCCGCCCAGCAGUUAGCAGCCAUGGCAACGGCAGUUUGCCCCCCGCUGCAGGGACACAGCACCACUGAGUGAAGACUCACGGGGGUGAGCGAAUGGCUUAAAAAAAAACAAAACAAAGAAAAACUAUAAAUGCCAUCACUUGAAUCCCAAGCAAAGACAAAGGGGGAAAAUGUUUCGGAUUUUAAAAGGAACCUCGUUUCCUGAAGAGAGGAAAAUGUUCUCAUUUGACAGCCAUUUUUUUGGUGCAAGUGGAAAGGACGGCGUUUUUUUUCUCACGUCUAGCCUCUCUCUCAGGCUCCUUGAAAGAUGCAAAGUCUGUUUAUUUAAAUCAACGCCUUUAUAGCCUGUGUCAAAAGAAGAUUUACAUCAUUGCUGUACAUAAGGCUACUUACUUUUUAUUCUUAAUUUUUGGUUCACAUGAAUUAAGAGAAGGUACUGGUAUUUUCUUUCCAGAUUAUUUAUUUCAAUCUCAAAAUGUAUUGUGCAAAAAGGUCCUUUUAUGGAAAAAAAAAAGUGUGACGUGCACAAAUAUCCAGUUUAUUACACGAUGAUAAAUGUGUAUGUACAUGCAUAUUUGUGUAAUGAAUAUACAAUAUGUAUAAAAUGAGGACUAUAUUGACCAAAGACUAAAGUACUUACUAAAAGCAAGGCAUGAUAUGUUCUUGCAAAAGUCAGCAAUGAUCACCGCCUGUUUUUAAGGUCUAAACUGUCUUCUUGCAGUAAAGACUACUUCAUUGUUUUCAUAAGAUAUGUAAAAAAAAAUUAUUUUUAUCUGUCGGUGCGGCAGCAUUAAAUCUAAAUUAUUAUAGUGCCCACAACUUUUAGACGACUAAGGAUGUUUUCAUGAAAGUUAUAUAUAUAUAUAUCAAAUCUAGAUUUUUUUUUAUUUUAUUUGUGUUCUCCGAGGAGUAUACGAGUAGCUCCGGUUGGGUUCAUGAUCUUAUCCGAUGGUUCUUUACAGAAGUUUGAGCCACCAUCAUUCAGCUGUUUUUAAGCCGUAAAAGUAUGUCAACCACUCCUUUCCCUUUUGGAGAAGUAUUUUUGGUGCAAAUUGAAAGGGACUCAAGUUUGGAAGUUAGUUCUAGAGCAGGGGUGGGCAAACUACGGCCCGGGGGCCACAUCCGGCCCGCCAAGUGUUUGAAUACGGCCCGUCCGUUCUUUCCAAAGUAUUUCAUUUAAACUCAACAUACGAACUGGCAUCGUGGCUUGAGCCAACCUUUUGAUGGUUUUAUCAAUUUCGUUUUUUGACAUGGUCUGUUGUUUACAAAGUGCUCCUGAAAAAAGGGACACAAGCACAUAAUAAUAAUAAUAAUAAUUAUUAUUAUUAUCCACCCUCGGGCAUCUCUGUGUGGAGUUUGCAUGUUCUCCCCGUGCAUGCGUGGGUUUUCUCCAGUUUCCUCCCACAUUCCAAAAACAUGCUAGGUUAAUUGGCGACUCCAAAUUGUCCAUAGGUAUGAAUGUGAGUGUGAAUGGUUGUUUGUCUAUAUGUGCCCUGUGAUUGGCUGGCGACCAGUCCAGGGUGUACCCCGCCUUACGCCCGAAGACAGCUGGGAUAGGCUCCAGCACCCCCCGCGACCCUCGUGAGGAAAAGCGGUAGAAAAUGAAUGAAUGAAUGAAUUAUUAUUAUUAGAUUAUUAUUAUAACUAUUAUGAUUAUUAUAAUUAGUAAAUUAAUGCUAAUUAUUAUAUUAAUUAUAUAUAAUAUUAUUGUUAUAUUUGCAUAUUUUACAUAAUAAUAAUAUAAUAAUUAUUAUUUUAAUUUUAUUGUAAUUAUUAUAAUAUUUUAUUAUUUUUAAAAUAUUUAAAUAUAAAUAUAAAAUAAUAAAUAAUAGCAGAUUGCAUGACAAUUUUACAGAUACAAUAAUACCAGGUGGACUGUUACGUGUAAAAUAUAUAG
Messenger RNA from Doryrhamphus excisus (bluestripe pipefish), 6519 nucleotides. RefSeq names its product adenylate cyclase type 6-like. The record is from RefSeq and is a predicted model, not a curated record. NCBI's taxonomy places the organism in Eukaryota, Metazoa, Chordata, Actinopteri, Syngnathiformes, Syngnathidae. Gene Ontology annotation, biological process: adenylate cyclase-activating G protein-coupled receptor signaling pathway; intracellular signal transduction; cAMP biosynthetic process. Gene Ontology annotation, molecular function: adenylate cyclase activity. Gene Ontology annotation, cellular component: plasma membrane.